Molecule: messenger RNA, 204 nt
Organism: Nezara viridula (southern green stink bug)
Lineage: Eukaryota; Metazoa; Arthropoda; Insecta; Hemiptera; Pentatomidae
Source: the annotation of a GenBank genome assembly
AUGGCUCUACAGUCCUACAAGAACCCGAACCUCCUCCACUACAGCCAACCAAUCUCCACGGUCUUGUGUUACUUACCUCCAUCUUCGAGUAACCAGCCGCCUCAGAUCGUCCUCAACAUCCUCCAGCCAUCCGAUACCUCUACUUCUUUUGCCAUCCGGCUUCUCAUGCAGCAUCCUCUUUGGCAUUCUUGCCACAUGAUCUAA